AUGUCCAAUUCUCUCGUGCAUAAAAGCUUAGAAUUGUUGGGCUAUGAGAAGGAACAGAGAUUACAAGGUGAAUCAAAGAAAAAACGGAAGAAACAUAAAGAUAUCAAAUAUGAGGAAAUCUUAGAUUUAAUUCCUGUUAAACACAGGUUUGUCUCUAAAAAUGGUAAGACAGAAUCCAGCCAAACUAGCGUUUAUAAGAUUCAAAAACACUUAGCUGAACAAAAAGAUCCUCCCGAAGAAAAUGUACAACUUCUUUUAUUUGGCAAUAAUCAUCUAAAUCCUGAGAUAGCAAAUAAUUUGUUGCAACAUGAUGUACAAAAUAAAUUCAAUCAACAACAGAAGAAACCUAAGAAAUUGGAACAAACAGUUUUCACAGAGGAGAAUUUUAAGAAGUUUGAACAGGAAUAUGUGGAAUAAUAUUGUUACGUCCGUCGGUUACACAAACACUCUCGCGCGCUCUCACACAAAAGGCACUCGCGUGCGAUAAAUAAUAAAGCAGAAUCUUUGAAAAACUCCAACGUUUAUUCUACACGUCUGUCACCCAAACAAGGCUUCAGACCUCAACAACACGAACAUCGCCACUCAUAGACAAAAGACGUUUAUAACAUAAUUCACGCCUAUACCGGGCGUAACAAUAUUAUGAGGAAUAGUGCAAUGUGAAAAAAUAGAAACGUUAAUAAUGUUCGAUAGCCAUCAUCAAAGAGGGAAAGGGAUAUUAAUAAAUUGACAUUAAUCUUGUUUCUCUACUAUAGUGCGUGGGUAAUCGGUUUGCCUUUUAUCGGCGAUGAUGUACUGAGAGCUCUAUUUUACUCCUACAAUUUACUUUAAUAAUUCCCGCGAAUCUCGGCCUAUUUUUUAUGGAUGGUUUGAUACUUAAAUUUUUACCAUUUAUCAUGUAAAACCAUACUUGUUUUAUAAAAUAGAGAAAGUGGAAUAGCAAUUUAAAGUAAGAAGUUAUUAAAAAUAUGUAGUGAUCCCCCCCCCCCAUUGCAAUGCGUUGUCAUGUAUAUAUAUUGCGUUGUGUAAUUAAAUUUGCAGAUUUAUGUGACCGUAAACAUUUUUUAACGUUAACAAAGGAGCAUUGUUAAGAACGAAAAAUUGUGUAUACGAAACAUCUGAUGCACGGGAAUAUUUUAUAAAACAAUGUAGCCUGAAUAUGUUACACACAAAAAUGAAAUUGUAUAAGACAAGUUGUAUGAAAGUAUAACGUUUAUCAACGGAAUCAAGGAUAUGGAAGAAAUUUAUAAAAUAGUUUUCAAGGAAAUUAAAUUUAACUUGUAUAAGUAUCAUCAGUUUCAAAUAAAAAAGAGAAGUUUUCUUUUAGACAUUCC
Messenger RNA from Solenopsis invicta (red fire ant), 1331 nucleotides. RefSeq names its product active regulator of SIRT1-like. Lineage: Eukaryota; Metazoa; Arthropoda; Insecta; Hymenoptera; Formicidae. The record is from RefSeq and is a predicted model, not a curated record. The transcript has 3 exons. The coding region runs from base 1 to 417 and encodes 138 amino acids.